AGGAGCUGGCCCGCCUCCAUGGUUCAUCAGGGAAGCUGUGGCUCCAGCCUCGCGGGAUACAUACACGCAUACACACACACACACACACACACACACACACACACACACACACACCUACACACCCCACAAACAAUAGUCCAGGCUGGAUCUCUCCUCCUGUCUCUUCUCUUGGUAAAACUUCUCAGAGAACCAAAGAGAGGCAAAAUUUGAGGCCAGCCGGCAGCAGCAGAGAAGCUGAGGGAGACUUGAGGAUGUAGACUGCCCUGCCCUGCUGUGGCUGCUCAACUUUCUUUUUUUUUCCUGAAAAUAUCCAGACACUCUCUUCUCCCAGACUGGGAAGCAGAACGCAGGCCCCCUGCUGUGACGCUGCACCUGAGCAGAGGCUGACCUCAGAGCAGGGCCAGGGGCUAUGUCUCUCAUCUCAUGGCUUCGGUGGAACGAGGCCCCAUCCCGGCUGUCCACCAGGAGCCCUGCUGAGAUGGUGCUGGAGACGCUUAUGAUGGAGCUGACGGGGCAGAUGCGAGAGGCUGAGAGGCAGCAGCGGGAGCGCAGCAAUGCGGUCAGAAAGGUCUGCACCGGUGUGGACUACAGCUGGCUGGCCAGCACACCCCGGUCCACCUAUGACCUCAGCCCCAUUGAGCGGUUGCAGCUGGAAGAUGUCUGCGUUAAGAUCCACCCAUCCUAUUGUGGGCCUGCUAUCCUCAGGUUCCGGCAGCUGCUGGCGGAGCAGGAGCCCGAGGUGCAGGAGGUGUCCCAGCUCUUCCGCUCGGUGCUGCAGGAGGUCCUGGAGAGGAUGAAGCAGGAAGAGGAGGCCCACAAGCUGACGCGCCAGUGGAGCCUGCGGCCCCGCGGCAGCCUGGCCACCUUCAAGACCCGCGCGCGCAUCUCGCCCUUCGCCAGCGACAUCAGGACCAUCUCCGAGGACGUGGAGCGGGACACACCGCCGCCACUGCGGUCCUGGAGCAUGCCCGAAUUCCGGGCGCCCAAAGCCGACUGACCCCGGCCGCUUCCCUGCCCAGAAGCGGAGCCUUCUGCAGGGGGAAUGAUAGGCCGGUGACCGGAGCGCCGGGCCCUGGAACCUCCCCACCUAGGCCUGACGAGGAGACCCAAGAGGCGGCCCCAUCCCAAGACGCUGCUAUAAAAUGAAGCGACUCCCUGCCCCAUCCUCUUCCUCUGGCCACAAAGCUGAGUUAGGUCGUAGAGCGGCACCGCCCUCUCCCUCUCCUGCGCUAGUCUGCAGGAGCAGCCCCUUCCCUAACUGGCAGAUUCAAGGUUUUGGAAGACAGACCAUUGCCCCAUCCUCAUCUCCUGGUUCUGUCUAAAAGGGGACAGUUGCCCUGCCUUUUGGCAAGACCUAGGUUCUCACCCCAAUUUCAGGGAUGUCCCAUUCACCCCCCUACCCCCAUCCCCAAUGAGAAGGGACCUGUUGGCUGGUAUGCCUUCUUGCUAGUGACUGGCUGAGCUCACCACUGCAGGUGGGUCACACACAGCCUCAUAGGCAGGCACAGCUGGAAGGGACCAGAGAGACAUUUAGAUCCACUCUCUUCAGCUAGUAAAUGUGGAACUUGAGGCUCAGAGAGGGACACUUCUUCUGCCUUUAACUGCAGCCAGCUCCUCAUGAACAGUGAGAUUGUUCCUGCAUGAAUAGUGUCUGUUCCUGAGUUUGGAAUCCUGGGCUAUGAAGGGACAGGUCCAAAGGCUACAUCUCUACCUACCUGUGGCCUGAUCCAUCUCUUACCUUGGCAGUGGGAUGAGAAUCUAAGCUGCUCUCCAAGAAGUGUAGCUAGGGGUGGAGGUAGGUUACUCAUUACCCCACGCCACAAUGUCAUCGCAUGGGCUGUGGCCAGUCCCUAACAGCUUCUUCCAGAGGCUCAGCUCCAAGGACUUCAGAUGCUGCCCUAAAGAGCCCAGGUUUCUCAAUUCCAGGGUUCCGCUUUCUGCAGCUGGUCACACCUGCUCUCUGGCUUUCUCCAGAAAGUGAUGCCCAAACCCCUGACUGACCUUGAGGCAGCUGAGUGAAAUGUUCUAGAAGAGCUUCCUGCAGCUUCAUUGUCCUUCCCUUUUCUAACAUGGUUAGGCCUUGAUGAUGGGCAUGUGGAUUACCCAAUGUGUGGAUCACCCAUGGAAAAUCUGGAAGGCCAGGAGGCCUUCCCACACACUCUGGGGUUGAAGUGGGGUGUAAGGGGGAUGGGUGGGGAAGUGUCUACCCUCAACUACCAGCACACAUGCAGAAAAUGCAAGUGGACCUUAAUAGUAGCCUAAAUAAAAUACCCGGAGGAGAUAUAAUCAACAGGGGGGAAAAGUGUGUAUUCCCUCAGUGGAAAAAAGUUUUUUUGAAUGAUUUGGUUUUGAACUUCCCUUUUGAAGUUUUUUUGGAUUUUCACUUGAAUCUGGACAGAGAAUCAUAGGAUGGUGGAAAACCUCUGAUCCAACACUAUCAAGAUGAAAGAGUUGAUUGGCUUAUUAAUGUAAUUGGUAGAAGUUGAGAAUCACUUAAAAUAUACAUCUUAAACAUCUUACGUAUUUUAUUUGAAGACAUAAAAAGUUCACUUGGUUGCCAAACUUUUUUUUUUUUUUUUGAGACUGAGUCUCACUCUGUUACCCAGGCUGCAGUGCAGUGGCGUGAUCUCGGCUCACCACAACCUUUGCCUCCCGGGUUCAAGUGAUUCUUCUGCCUCAGCCUCCUAAGUAGCUGGGACUACAGGCACGUGCCAUCACCCCAGCUAAUUUUUGUAUUUUUAUUAGAGAUGGGGUUUCACUAUGUUGCCCAGAAUGGUCUUGAACUCCUGACCUCGUGAUCCACUCGCCUUGGCCUCCCAAAGUGCUGGGAUUACAGACAUGAGCCACUGUGCCUGGCUGCCAAACUUUUGAUGUGGGUCCAAGCUGUGCUUUUUUGUGACCUAUAUGUUUUGUCUGGUGGGAGUUCUACACUUAAGUUUUCUUGGUUUGCACUUUAAUCAUAACAAUAAGAACAACUGGCGUAAAAGAGUUUUGGAACAAGCAGAAGUGACCCUUGGUAAGCAGACUGCUCAGCUGGUAGGGGCAAAAGUGUUGGGGGAGGAUUAGAAAAAGGCCUCCACAUUGUGGGCUUUCCGGGUGCCCUGGAUGUGGGUCAGCAAAUGUUUUAGAGGAAGUAGUUAACCUGGAGGGAGAUUCAAAGGAGGCUGGAUAAGAGAAUGUCUAUUUUUCUCCUUCCCUAUCACCUUACAUGUACCUAUUCUCCCCAAAGAGAAGGAAGACCUUAGGCUUUCAAUGUGGUGUUCUUUCUUAAGUUUAAGUAACUGGCUGCCAAUGAAAACCUUCCCUUCGAGCCGCAGGCAUGUGGACAGAAUCCACCACCCUCCUUAGACACUCCUCAGACUACUACAGGCUAUCCCCAGCUGGUGGCUCUCAAAUUCAUGAGGGUCCAGAAGUUGUUCCUCUGGAUUCAGGUUGUUAAAGGGACUAAUGAGGUCUGCUUCCAUUACUAUUAUUGAAACCUCAAUAACCACAAAUAAAAGAACAAAAAGUU
Homo sapiens (human) is the source of this 3511-nucleotide messenger RNA. It is a transcript of the gene RD3, whose product is annotated as RD3 regulator of GUCY2D. Lineage: Eukaryota; Metazoa; Chordata; Mammalia; Primates; Hominidae. The record is from RefSeq and is marked reviewed. The transcript has 3 exons. The coding region runs from base 410 to 997 and encodes 195 amino acids. Gene Ontology annotation, biological process: visual perception. Gene Ontology annotation, cellular component: rod photoreceptor outer segment; photoreceptor inner segment; cytoplasm.